Molecule: messenger RNA, 785 nt
Organism: Dentiscutata erythropus
Lineage: Eukaryota; Fungi; Glomeromycota; Glomeromycetes; Diversisporales; Gigasporaceae
Source: the annotation of a GenBank genome assembly
AUGGAAAAAGAAAGCAAAAAUGCUGUUACCCAAAUACCAAGCUAUUAUCCAAAAUUUGUAGAUGAGUUGACUAAAUUCAGAAGGUUAUGGUGGGACCAGGGUAAUUUGCAUCUGAAGGCAAAUUGGGAAAGUGCUUCACUACCCUAUGAAUUGAUAUCUGAUGUUAGUUUUGAAAAGUUUGCUGAACGAACUGACAAGCAUAAUGUGCAUGGUUUGUGGGAAUGGGAUCAAGGAAAAGUUGUUGUGUAUGAGCCUCCACUUGCACCUCAUGAAUCUGCUUCGCACACAACGAAAGCAGGAGGAUCAAGCAGAGAACCAGAUAGAUGUUUACGACCUAUAAAAAAACAACAAGUGGUUUCUCCUGAUGGGUGUGAUGGGCAGAAUAUGCCUUGGCCAACUUUGGUAGUUAAAAUAGCAUAUUCAGAAACUGUUGAUCAUCUCUUUAACAAAAUAAAAAAUUAUUGGCUUCAGUCUAACAGAGUGCAUGAUGCUAUCGCUAUAAAACUAGAGCCUCCCAAAGCAUCAAAGAAGAAGAUUCCUUCACGAAUGACUUCGUGGCAUUUUUGUGUAGAUCGAAAAGUUGGAGGAGAACUAGUUCCAGAGGUACUUGAAUUUGGAACUGUUGACCAGUUUGGUAACAGCCAAAAUAUCCAACCCGGGCAAUGUAUUAUUAAGAUUAAAUUAGAAUGCAUCUAUGAUGGGAUCGCGCCUGAAUUUAAUAUUCCAACAUUUUUACCCAAUCCAAUCACUAUUGAUCUUUUUAGAGUUCAGAAAGAUAUUUUAAA